Molecule: messenger RNA, 840 nt
Organism: Rhipicephalus microplus (southern cattle tick)
Lineage: Eukaryota; Metazoa; Arthropoda; Arachnida; Ixodida; Ixodidae
Gene: nenya
Product: nenya
Biological process (GO): reciprocal meiotic recombination; homologous chromosome pairing at meiosis; protein sumoylation
Cellular component (GO): synaptonemal complex
Molecular function (GO): SUMO transferase activity
Source: RefSeq, a predicted model, not a curated record
UGACUUUCAGGUCUCGCAACUCGUCCGGCUAGUGGGUUUUCUCAGGCAAGAGGUGAGCACGUUGAAGGCGAACUACAAGAAGGCUACCGAGCUGGGCAUCAAGUACAAGCAGCAAGCCGAAAGUCUGAGCAAGGAGAACGCCACCCUCAGGAACGAGCUGAGCAAGCUCAAGGAGCACCCGAGAAUUGGCAUCGACAUCCCCCAGUCUCCAAUGUUCCUGCCUCGACCAAACUUCCAGGCCCUGCCAGCUUUUGAGGAUCCGAUCUCCUCACAGUCGAGCAACUUGUUCGGGAUGCACACUCCAUUGAAUCAAUCUCUAAAGAAGAAAUAUGCCGUAGUGACAGGCUAUACGCCAUGCAGAGAAGCUACUGCAAUGAUGGCCGGCAUGGACAUAAGCCACCAGAGGAGUCAGCGCUCCUAUGAUGACGAUCUCCAGCCCCGUGGUCGUGCUAUUGUUAAAGCAGUCACACCACCCUUCGGAUUUUCGCCGGCAAAUGCUGGUCACCGAAGGCCAAUUUACGACUCAGACUCAUCAUUGAGCAGCAGCUGCUUCCAGACACCGAGCACAGAUUCCUUGUCCCGGUACAACACCAGUAUUCCAGCAACCGGGCCACUAGAAGCCAUCGAGAAUAUGCCAUUUAUUUACAGAUACGAAGAAAUAUUUCAAUGAAUCGAUUAGGGUCACCUGUAAGCAUUUUUUCAAGCAGCUGAAAAGUACAGCUCUGCAAAAGUGGAACGUUCUCAAGAAAGUACUCCAACUGAACUUGGUAUUUUUUUUUUUAAACAUCCAAGUGGCAUGUUUCACCCAAGAUAUGUUUCAAUAAAGUGAAGUGACACUUU